Messenger RNA from Aspergillus lentulus, 1224 nucleotides. The record is from RefSeq and is a predicted model, not a curated record. Lineage: Eukaryota; Fungi; Ascomycota; Eurotiomycetes; Eurotiales; Aspergillaceae.
AUGGAUCUCAACUCGCUAUCAGCAUGGAGCAUCCCGCUCACACAGUGGCUUCUCGUCCAGCUCCUGACAGGGUGGACAAUCGCCUUCACACAGCCAUACUCCAAACUUAGACCGGCUGUCACUGCAAUUGUCAUCGCACUCGCCUACUCCUUCCAGACUCAAGUCCGGCAGACCUUUGCCGAGACUCGCGCGCGAGGACCCCUAGCCGCCAUGUGCUGGGUGAACGUGCUCAACGCGAUCGACCUGCUGGUGCUGAGUCGAGCCUCAUUCGAUGAGCAGAUCGCAUGGAAGACGAAACUCAGUCAAAGCAAGUCUGCAGACAGUAGCUACCGGAGAAGACUCGUCUGGUCCGUCGAAAUGGCCUUCAACUACCGUCGCGUUAAUACACCCUGGCAGAUCCGCGCUGUCCCCGCGUUCGACAAGCAUGACCCGGGAUUCGUCCCGGACAAGUGGGACUUUUUGCGCCGGUGUGCGGCCAAAGUCUGCGGGUCGCUGCUUGUGCUGCAUUUCUGCACUAUCGAUGCGGGUGAUGCUUGUCUCGCAGGUAUGAUUUCCGAGAUUUCUGGCUCGAAGAACGUGCUACUCCCUACCUGGGAGGAAUGGACUGCGCGCCGCGCGCUCGUCCAGAUGCUGUUCACCAUCUCUUUUGGCUUCGUCACGCGAGCGGCUAUACUGGGAACGUACAGCCUUCUCUCCAUGUUCUUCGUCGCGGUGGGGGCGUACGAGCCCGUCGACUGGCCGCCGGUUUUCGGCGACUUGGGUGAUAUGUACUCGCUGACGCGGGUUUGGGGAAUCGCCUGGCAUCAGAUCCUGCGCAAGCUGGUCACAUCCAAUGCGGAUUUCCUGCUUUUCGACGUCCUGAGACUCCCGCAGGGGUUUGUGGCUAGGAGUCUUCGGCUGAUUAUGGCGUUUGCGACGUCGGGGUUAGUCCACUUCCUCAUGGAUCUGGGCUUCGGGGUAUCCCUGGACCAGAGCGGAGCGUUGUGGUUCUUCUGUCUGCAGAUUCCGGGCAUCGCGUUCGAGAAUCUAGUGUGGUGGACUUGCCAUGGAAUGAUCAAGCGGAUGGGUUACCGUUGGAGGAAGGCUAUCGGGUAUGUCUGGGUAGUCCUUUUCUUUCUUUGGGCAACGCCCGUGUGGCUGAACCCGAUUAUCCUGCGAUUGUACCAGGAUGGGCAGAGAAUACCGUCUCCGUUUUUGGGGUUCGAGGGUGUUUAUUCUCUUUGA